AUGUCUGAUCGCGCGGCGUCUUUCCGACUUGCGCCUCCGUCACCAUCAUCUCCAGCUACCGGGUCUCUCAAAGAGAGCCAACCUGCGGUCAUCAAUUCUGAACCAACCCCACAGACUCCGACAUCCCCUCCGUUGAUGUCGGUAGGCGCUCCGAACUAUGCCUCCAAUUUCACAUCUUCGCAAGCAUCCCCGAGCCAGGCAAUGUCCCAACCUGCGAACCUCUCCUCGCCGCCUUCCUCUGCUCCGAUGUCCACUCAAGCCUCUCAGCAGCCUACAGUAGGCGCGACCAACUCGUUUCCCACACCCGCUAGCAGCGUGAGUGGCCACUUUAUGGCCGCGAUGUCGGUCGAUGAUCCUGAGCACGCCGACAAAUCCUUUGGGGGAGGGCCACCCCCGGCCGUGCAAGGAAGUUCAUCAACUCCGCAAGCAGAACACAGACGUACCGAUCAUGACCGGAAUCCGGGAGAUCUGGGUAUGGAAACUGGAGUUCGCGAUUUUGCUAACAUGGGCGACCAGAAUCUGUCUAGUCAUGGUGACGCCAUGGAUAUUGACAAAGAAACGAUAGCCCCGUCCAAUGCGGACGAUUUCAGCUUAGACUCACUACAGAAGGAAUUUGCAUCGGCCUAUCAUCUGUGCAAAAGCUCCCAUAUCGUGACUGGACCGGAUCCAUCACUAGAUCUAGUCUCCUUAUACGGGCUAGGUCCGGUUGCGAAAUCGGUUGCAAGGAUGGACCCGGUAACGGGGGAGAAGAUUAACAGACUCAGGAAGUCCUACGAAGGAAAAUUGAAGGGUCUGGGCCUGGCAGGAAGAAACAAACCCGUCAAGCAUGAUUCUAAUACGCCCGGCGGGCUCCUGACGCUUACCCAAUGGCCGGAGGAGGAAUGGCAAAACCAGAAAGUAUAUGGGAAGCCGAUCAAGAUCGCGGAUAUGGACUCGGAGCUCCAGAAGCUCCAGAAGGCGAUGCACAUGGAGCCUGGCACACUGCCGGACAACGAGUACUGGGAAGAUGUCCUGGGACAUGAAAAGCCAUCGAAGCAUGCAAGCAGCGGGGAUGCUGGCAAGAAGACUGCGACACCCACCAACGGCGUCCGAGCUACAGUUCAAUCGAAUGGGACACCAGCGGCGGCGGAGUCCGAGAGAGCUCGGCCCAGUCGGGGUCGCAAAAGACAUUACGACGACAACAGUUUUGUUGGAUACGGCGAAGGAUAUGCAGAUGACGAUGAUGACGGCGCAUUCUACUCCAACAACGAAGGGGCCGGAAAGAAAAAGCGGAAGAAGGAUCAUGUUUCGAAAAUAUCAACCCCUCUACCCGAUCGCGGUGGAAGCUAUGGAGUCGGCAUGUAUGGGAUUGGAGCCCGGUAG
Aspergillus tanneri is the source of this 1362-nucleotide messenger RNA. RefSeq lists its product as uncharacterized. The transcript has 3 exons. Gene Ontology annotation, molecular function: transcription coregulator activity. Gene Ontology annotation, biological process: regulation of transcription by RNA polymerase II. Lineage: Eukaryota; Fungi; Ascomycota; Eurotiomycetes; Eurotiales; Aspergillaceae. Bases 1 to 1362 code for a protein of 453 amino acids. The record is from RefSeq and is a predicted model, not a curated record. Gene Ontology annotation, cellular component: mediator complex.